AUUUCAUAAUGAAUCGGCAUAAUUUUUACACUUCUCAUAAUAACAUAAAAGAUGCAUAGUGUUGUGUUUUGCAACAUUGCUUCAGCAAAGCACUCUCACUCGCAGUCAGCAUCUGGGGAGCAAGUUCAGCACAGGUGGAGUCAGAAUCGGACAGGUUUCACAGGUGUGCUGCUGCUGCUACAUUACAACAACAAUAGUAUACGCUCGCAUUGAGUAAAACUCUGAAAAACAACUGAUUGCACAGAGAUAUCCAUGUUCAUUUAGUUACAGUGUCUGUCUAUCAUCUCUUAAUUCAAUUCAAAACAAUCAAGAAUACUGUAUGCACAAAAAUGCCAGAGUCAAACCAGCAUCACCACACAAGGAACAAAGACUACUCGAGCCAACAAAGGAGAGAUGGAGAGAGAGAAGGGGAGCACAGACAUGAGAAAAGAUACAAGGAGGACAGGAGAACACCUGAUGGGGAAGACAGAUCACACAGACAUAAACAAAGGGAUGGUUACACUGACAGGGAAUCCACUCUGUAUGAGGACACCUAUAAUCAUAGUCGGGGAGUGCCCAGUACGGCGACGUCAUACUAUGAUGAUGGUGAACCACAACAUAUAGGGGCACUUUACAAUCUAAGAUACAUCACCACAAGCAGAGGCAUCUGUCAGGCCAUGGAAUUCGCCUUAAACCUGUUGAUUGUCAUCUGCGCUGGAGUGCCCUAUAGUAACACUGGCCGGUAUCAAGACAUUGCCAGUUUGGGCGGUUUGUACCAAUACUAUUAUGGAGGAGCCAAUGCAUUCACUGGAGCAGAGGCUCAGAAGGUACAGCAGCUCGAUGAUCAGUUCUAUCAGCUCAAGCUUCCCCCAUACAUCUUCAGCAUGGCAUGUGGAGGGGCAUUAAUGGUUUAUGCUGGUGCCAUGUUUGCUCUGGGAGUGUUUCGUGUACCGUACCGUUUCCCUCCUCUGCUGCUUGCUGAAGCCUUGUUGGAUGUGCUCAUAGGUAUUGGUUUUAUUCCUGCUUUGGCCUUCUACUUCAUAAAGCUGCAAGAGAUCUACAAAAACCCCAUCUGUAAAGAGAGGGAAUUGCUGUACUCGAGCAAAGGUCACAGAGGAUUUGAGUGCAAUCUUAAUGGGGCAGACAUAGCAGGGGGUUUGUUUGGUGCUCUGGGAAUUAUUAUUUUUCCCAUGAGUGCCGUGCUGGCCAUCAGAGCUUUCAUAAGAGUGCGGAAGAUGAAGCAGAGACAGACAGAAGACGGCAACCUCUGAAGGGCAUUUACACCGUUUCGUGAAGAGAUUAACAAAAAAUUUUAUCAGCAUUAAUGUGAAUGUUUGGUUACUGUUUAUACAGAACUUUAAACGGUCAAACAUAUUUUAUAUAUAGAUAUUUUUAUAAAGUUUUAAUGCAUUGAUUUUGUCUAGUAGAUAUUUUAUAAGCAACCAUUAGAGCUUUAGAAAUUAAGAAAUCUAAUUAUUUUUAUAUUAUAAUAUGAUUUCCUUUUGUCUUUUUUUUUAAUCACACAUGAAGUACUGUUACUAUUUUUCUAUUCAGUUACUCUACA
Xyrauchen texanus (razorback sucker) is the source of this 1543-nucleotide messenger RNA. Its product is annotated as MARVEL domain-containing protein 3-like. Gene Ontology annotation, cellular component: membrane. The record is from RefSeq and is a predicted model, not a curated record. Lineage: Eukaryota; Metazoa; Chordata; Actinopteri; Cypriniformes; Catostomidae. The coding region runs from base 330 to 1250 and encodes 306 amino acids. The transcript has 5 exons.